Molecule: messenger RNA, 927 nt
Organism: Drosophila montana
Lineage: Eukaryota; Metazoa; Arthropoda; Insecta; Diptera; Drosophilidae
Gene: Osi18
Product: DUF1676 domain-containing protein Osi18
Exons: 2
Coding region: 1-927 (308 amino acids)
Cellular component (GO): membrane
Source: RefSeq, a predicted model, not a curated record
AUGCAGAGCUAUAGUUGGCUAAUUGGCGCUUUGACGGCGCUGGCCGCCGCCUCCGCGACUCGGGCCGCGCCCGCCCAGACGCAGCAACUGCAGCCGUCGGCCACGCAGCUGGCGCUGGACAUGUACCAUGGCUGUCUCAAGGAUCUGAGCAUCUCGUGUGUGCGUCCCAAGGCGCUGCAGUGGUUCAACGCAGCGCUGCAGCAGCCGGAGGUGAGGCUGACCGAGCGUCUGUCCCUGGUGCGUCUGGCCGAGUCCGAGGCGGAGCCGAGCAGACGCAGCUCAGGUCGCAGCGCCGAGCAGCAGCUGUUCGAUGGCAUUGACAACUAUUUGGCGAGCCAUGCGCUGAGAAUUCAGGCGCCCGAGUAUUUCCGCAGCUCCGAGGCACGCGCCCUGGUGCCCGAUUUUCUACUGGAGAAUCCGCUGACCCAGGGCGGCCUGGUGCCGCUCGCAGCUGCCAAUGAGGGACGCGGCAUGAUACGCAAGGCUGUGCUGCCCUUCCUGCUGGGCCUGAAGCUGAAGACCACCGUGCUGAUGCCGCUGGUUCUGGGCCUGAUCGCACUGAAGACCUGGAAGGCGAUGACACUGGGCCUGCUCUCGCUGGUGCUGUCCGGCGCUCUGGUUAUAUUCAAAAUAGCCAAGCCCAAGAUUGUUAACUACGAGGUGGUGCACUAUCCGCACCAUGUGGAUCAUGUGGUGCCGCAUCACAUUGAGCACAUUGUGCCGCAUCACAUCGAUCAUCAUCAUCUGGAGCAUCAUCUGGAUCAUCAUCUGGACCAUCAUCUGGAUCAUCAUGUGGAUCUGCCGGUGGAGCAUAUUGAGCACUUGGAGCAUCCGGCGCCCGCCUGGGAUCCGCACGCCUGGGCACGUUCCUCCCAAGAGCCGCAAGACGCCCAGGACAUGGCCUAUGCGGGCCAGAAGAGGCGUUGA